Molecule: messenger RNA, 1027 nt
Organism: Octodon degus (degu)
Lineage: Eukaryota; Metazoa; Chordata; Mammalia; Rodentia; Octodontidae
Gene: Bkgd
Product: chromosome unknown C11orf54 homolog
Exons: 8
Coding region: 176-949 (257 amino acids)
Cellular component (GO): nucleus
Molecular function (GO): hydrolase activity, acting on ester bonds; zinc ion binding
Source: RefSeq, a predicted model, not a curated record
AGUGUUUAAAUACAGAUCCCGAAGGUGCCCCCCACACACACAGCUUAAGGACUGAGGUGUGAGCACUUUCCGUGCCGCUGCUCGAGCAGCUGCUGUUCCUGACGGUGCACUGUGAACCCUGUGAUAACUUGCCAGUAGCUUUAUUUGAAUAACCUUCCCCCUAAAGAAGAAAGAAAUGACGGCCUGUGCUGAGUUUUCUUUUCAUGUGCCAAGUCUCCCAGAGCUUGCUGAAGUUAUGCAGAAGGGGCUAAAGGACAACUUUGCUGAAGUCCAGGUCUCUGUCGUUGAUUGUCCUGAUUUGACUAAGGACCCAUUUAACUUCCCUGUAAAAGGCAUCUGUGGGAAAACGAGAAUUGCAGAAGUAGGAGGCGUGCCUUACUUAAUGCCUCUUGUAAACAAAAAGAAAGUUUAUGAUUUGAAUAAGAUUGCAAAAGAAAUCAAGCUGCCUGGAGCUUUUAUUCUUGGAGCAGGGGCAGGCCCAUUUCAGACUCUUGGGUUCAAUUCAGAGGUAAUUGAGGUAAAAGCCAAAAGAAGAACUGGACAGCUGAACUUUGUGACGUGUUUAAGACAGACUCUGGGAAGCCAUUAUGGAAACAAGCCUGUAGGGAUGGGGGGCACUUUCAUAGUUCAGAAGGGAAAAGUAAAGGCUCAUAUUAUGCCCAAAGAAUUUUCUUCUUGUCCAUUGAACUCCGAUGAAGAGGUAAAUAAAUGGCUGCAUUUUUACGAGAUGAAGGCUCCUUUGGUUUGCCUACCAGUUUUUGUCUCCAGAGACCCAGGCUUCGAUUUGCGACUGGAGCACACUCACUUUUUUAGUCAUCAUGGAGAAGGUGGACACUACCAUUACGACACUACUCCAGAUAUGGUGGAGUAUCUUGGAUACUUUUCACCUGCAGAGUUUCUCUAUCGCAUUGACCAACCAAAAGAGACCCAUGGCUUUGGGAGAGAUUAAAUCAGCAGAUGCUUCCUUAGAAAAAAAAUAUGGUUUAGAGGGGCUGGUGAGAUAGCGCAGUGGUCUGAAGCACCUGCU